Messenger RNA from Olea europaea var. sylvestris, 559 nucleotides. RefSeq names its product telomere repeat-binding protein 4-like. Lineage: Eukaryota; Viridiplantae; Streptophyta; Magnoliopsida; Lamiales; Oleaceae. The record is from RefSeq and is a predicted model, not a curated record. The annotation marks the transcript as partial. The transcript is spliced from 3 exons.
UUAAAAGAUGAAGCAUUGCCCGACUCCAAGGCCUUGGUUCCAGUCCUUCCAACAAAUAUGGAAGCACUUGCAGUAGUUCCCUUUAACUCAAAACGUAAACACAAUGAACUUUCGCAACGUAGGACUAGGAGACCCUUCUCUGUGGCAGAAGUGGAAGCCCUGGUUGAAGCUGUUGAAAAACUUGGGACUGGAAGGUGGCGCAAUGUUAAAAUGCGUGCAUUUGAGGAUGCAGAUCAUAGAACUUAUGUGGACUUGAAGGAUAAAUGGAAGACCCUUGUUCAUACUGCAAGCAUAGCCCCCCAGCAACGUAGGGGAGAGCCCGUGCCACAGGAGUUGUUGAAUCGAGUCCUGGCUGCACACACAUAUUGGUCGCAGCAUCAACCUAAACACGGAAAGCAUCAAGUCGAACCACUGCAAAUCACUGAUUCUCCGGUCGAUAUGGUAGGAGCUUGAAGAAGGUUUCUGAUUGUGAAGAUGAAAAAUUUAUGUAGGAAAAUUGAUAUAACCAUGAACUGUACAAAUAAAGUAUUAUGUUUAAGUUUCAUUUAGCAUUCUCACA